This is a messenger RNA of Aspergillus niger, 474 nucleotides long. RefSeq lists its product as uncharacterized. The record is from RefSeq and is a predicted model, not a curated record. NCBI's taxonomy places the organism in Eukaryota, Fungi, Ascomycota, Eurotiomycetes, Eurotiales, Aspergillaceae. The coding region runs from base 1 to 474 and encodes 157 amino acids. The transcript is spliced from 3 exons.
AUGUCCAUCAUGAUCUCGCUUUUCUUUGUCUCUCCUUUGGUCAUUGGGCGUCCCAUUGGUAUCACGGGUUCUUACUCUCCUGCCAUUUCCGUCAACCCUUCCAAAGCAUUGUCGUUCCAGUAUGGCACACACCCCAAACCUAUGUCAGUCCCACUCUCUCUGCCUGCCUGCCCCCCUCUGCCAUCUUCCGUCUGUGGUGUCAAGAGGCAGACUCCCCUCACGAAUUACUUUUACUUACCGUGCGCUCCAGCACCGCUGCCCUCCACCCACCCGGGUGCCCGGGCAAAUCAUCCGUGGCCUCGUAUCCACCUUCUUCAGUUACGCCUCGCCAAGCUAGGAGCGGAUGAUGUCAUCCCGGACGAGUCUGAGGCAUUCGGUACGCUUUUGGUGGCCCCAGUAUGGAGCCCACCACCAGCCCGAGUAAGAUUAAGGGCUCUGAAUGGCCGUCCCGGUGGAGUCGGGCGGAAUUUCUAG